This is a messenger RNA of Penicillium concentricum, 756 nucleotides long. RefSeq lists its product as uncharacterized. NCBI's taxonomy places the organism in Eukaryota, Fungi, Ascomycota, Eurotiomycetes, Eurotiales, Aspergillaceae. The transcript has a single exon. The record is from RefSeq and is a predicted model, not a curated record. The coding region runs from base 1 to 756 and encodes 251 amino acids.
AUGGCGCGCAUCGGCGGGAGAUCACAUACUCUUAAAUAUGAUGAUAACUUCAUUCAAUUCUACGCAGCAGACAUUAAAAGACAAUCGAGUCAGUUCAAAAACGAGCAUAUCGGGUUUAUUGUCCAUGCCCACUGCUGGGCUCUUCUCAACCACGUCAUACCAACAACUUUGGUUGAAAAGAAAAUGGACAAAUUUAUUUGUGUUGCGCAAGACUACUGGCGCGACAAUAAAUCGUGGGGAAGUACUAGCUCCCCGCUCCGGCUUGAGAAGUAUUCUGGCAAGUGUCUAGGGUCUAUGCCUCGGUGGAAGUACGGGAGCGAUAUCUACAAGAAUCCUCUCAUAGUGUCCGGGGUUCAAAAAGCAAUUGACACAGCAAAGAAGUACAAGCAGAGACAUAUUCAACCCCGUUGCAGUAAUUAUAGUAACGUUCCCUUGGAUAUUGCGAUUCUGAUCGCCGAGUGGAUUUGCCCCAUUGACUAUACUCCGGCUGAUGUGAGGAACACGAGAAAUAUGCUUUCUGCAUGGCAGUGGGAAUUGCCUGAUGGGUUUUGGAAGAGGUGGCUAAGAGAGGAGGAUAUAAUAUUUGAAUUGGAAGCACCCAGGGAGGUCAACUAUUCAAUCGAUUGGCAGAGCCUACGGCUUGAUUUGAUGGCUCUUGUUUCUGAUCGGCGGUAUGUCUCGAGUGGCUUGGUGAAUCGUGUGCGAGUCCUUGGCUUUAUGACUGCCAUUGCGUCGGAUUUUCUCGACAUGCACUGA